AUGGCACUAUUGCCCGAUAUAAGGCAAGUUGCAGCAGCCAACAAUUGGUUUCUUGAACAACUUGACAUUAACAAUGCUUUCCUUCAUGGAGAGUUACUUGAGGAUGUUUAUAUGUCAGUACCCGAGGGUAUCACAUCUCCUCAUCGAGGAAAAGUAUGCAAACUUCAUAAGUCACUCUAUGGAUUAAAGCAAGCAAGUAAUAACAUAGAUGAAAUCAGAUUCUGCAAGUCUCAUCUAGAUAAUCUUUUCCACAUCAAGGACCUUGGACCUUUGAAGUUUUUCCUUGGAUUGGAAGUGGCAUGUUCCACAAAUAGGAUAGUCUUGAACCAAAGAAAGUAUGUUUUAGAAAUGCUUGAGGAAACAGGUUUGCUUGGAGCAAAGCCUGUAUCAACUCCAAUUGAACCUACAGUUCGACUACAUCAGAACCAAGGAGAAAAGUGUUCUGAUCCUUCUUUAUAUCGUCGAAUUGUGGGACGCCUUUUAUAUCUCACCAACACCAGACCAGAUAUCUCCUUUGCAGUACAACAACUAAGUCAGUCCGUGGCUUCUCCUACAAAAGCUCACCUUGAUGCUUCUUACCGAGUCUUAAAAUACCUCAAAGGGUCCUCAACCAAAGGUAUUUUUUUCUCAUCACAAAGCAAUCUUCAAUUAUCAGGAUUUGUUGAUGCAGAUUGGGCUACCUGCCCUGAUACACGUAAAUCCACAACUGGCUUUUGUGUCUUUCUUGGACCUUCCCUCAUAUCAUGGAAAUCAAAGAAACAAAGUACUGUUAGUCGAUCUUCAGCAGAAGCAGAGUACAGGGCAUUGGCUACAUUAUCGUGUGAAAUACAAUGGCUCACUUACUUGCUGCAUGAUCUACGAGUACCAAUCUCUGUUCCAGCAAUGAUCUAUUGUGACAACCGAGCAGCAGUUCAUCUAGCUCACAAUCCUUCCUUCCAUGAACGGAGUAAGCACAUAGAGCUUGAUUGCCACAUUACUCGCGAAAAGAUCGUCCAAGGUUUAAUACAUCUACUUCCUAUCUCUUCAGCUCAACAACUGGCAUACAUGUUUACUAAAGGGCUUCAUCCGUCUCCUCUCAAGAAUUUCAUGUCCAAGUUGGGUCUUUUAGAUAUCCACUCCCAACUUGAAGGGGGUGAUGAGAUACACUAUUCUCACGUGCUAUUCACACGUGACAACUAA
Gastrolobium bilobum is the source of this 1179-nucleotide messenger RNA. RefSeq lists its product as uncharacterized. The record is from RefSeq and is a predicted model, not a curated record. The transcript is spliced from 3 exons. The coding region runs from base 1 to 1179 and encodes 392 amino acids. Lineage: Eukaryota; Viridiplantae; Streptophyta; Magnoliopsida; Fabales; Fabaceae.